Aphanomyces invadans is the source of this 2843-nucleotide messenger RNA. RefSeq lists its product as hypothetical. Gene Ontology annotation, biological process: endocytosis; endocytic recycling. Gene Ontology annotation, cellular component: cytosol; intracellular membrane-bounded organelle. The transcript is spliced from 11 exons. NCBI's taxonomy places the organism in Eukaryota, Oomycota, Saprolegniomycetes, Saprolegniales, Verrucalvaceae. Gene Ontology annotation, molecular function: guanyl-nucleotide exchange factor activity; phosphatidylinositol phosphate binding. The record is from RefSeq and is a predicted model, not a curated record. The coding region runs from base 597 to 2654 and encodes 685 amino acids.
CUACACUUUGCCACAAUCCAUCCAAGCGACUGCAAGCUUGGUGGGCAAGCCAAAGCCAGUGGUGUCCAUGUCGCUCUAGGCUGCGUUGAAGCAGCGGUAAGUGUGAAGGACGCCUACUGUGCGAACGGGUGUUGUGUGGCUGCCAGCCCACAUGUAGCUCUCGAGGUGCCCAAGCUCGUGGUUGUGACGGAAAGCAGCGCGUGCAAGUUAACAAGUGUCGGCAGUGUGCCAGCGCCGAAGGGAAGUCGUAGGCUGCCUUUCGACGAAACGCCAGCGACACCGCGCUCUACUCAAAUGACAGCGCUGGUUGAUCACAAUUCAAGACGGAACACUAACCUUGGAUUAGACUUUGUCAGCACCUCAAUGUCAAGCGGCAUGGCAAAUGGGGUAGCUCAAAGGAUGAUGUUGCACCGCGGUGGCGCGAUGGCGGGCACGCAGUCGAUUGGAUUUCCUUUGAUUGAGCGAUGUUGGCCGACAACCCCGAAACCCCGUUUGUGUAAUCGGAUCCGUCGAUAUUCCGGAUAAAACGACCGUUACACUUCGUGAAGAUUUGGAUCGCCCGACGACGGCUACAGGGGCCGCCACCGCUGGCUGCGAUGACGUUGUUUGAGGAUGUGAUCAUCGUCGAGUUCGAGAAGCAGACACAGACUCCUCAAAUUGCAUGGCGCUACCUCACGGACGCGGCUUGUGCCCAUGUGAACAACAAGUCGACGAUUCCCGUUGGCCUGGCAGCAAUCUGCGCCCCCGCGGCGGGGAAAUUCCAGAAGAGGGGUAUGGAGUUCACGUUUACCAUUUCAGACGGUCGUGCACGGCAGCAAUACGGCUACGUCAAACAGAUCUUCGUCGUGACCGAAGACAUGUCAACCCAAGUCGUGUGCAUACUUGGCCCAAAGCCAAUGUACGUGUGGUUCACGUGGGUUCUGCGUCUCUUCCACGCCCGCUUGUUACACGAUCCAUCGCGCCGCUCGGCAGUCACGUUACUCAAUGCUGUUCGAAAAGCCGCCGACGCCGACUUUACGUUUCGCCUCGCGUUGGACCACAGCACAAAUCCAGCCUUGUACACGUUUCCGCUGCACCCACCUGGUACAUUUGGCUUACGCACGAUGGACCCUCACAUCCUCAACAACCGAUCGUUCACCAACAAGUUGCAGUCACCCACCGUCCUGCUCGUUCUCCUCAGCGCGCUCUUGCACGAGCAAAAGGUGCUACUGGUGCACGACGAGCGCGACGUCCUUCGCGGGACGUGCCAGCUCCUGCUUCGCCUGCUCGUGCCGUUCACGUGGAAGCAUCUCCUCAUUCCCGUCCUGCCACUUGACUUGCUGAGCUACGCCCAGGCACCGAUUCCUUACUUGCUGGGCUUGACCACGGACGCCUACAGCAGAGCGGCGCUCACGAACGCGAUAGUAUUCAACCUUCACGAAGAGCGCAUCGAGCUCCACAACCUGUACGCAGGGUUUCCCACGCUCUGCUGCGACGAAUGCCCGUUCAUCCCGCCUGAGUCCAACGCUGCCGUCCCGUUUGCGAAACUCGCGUCGUCUGCUCGUACGUAUGCCGCACGAACGGCCGUCCCCUCGCUGUUGUUUGGAUCUGUUUUGAACUUGUGGACGCCCUCGGCAGGCCAUGCUGCGACUGGCAAUGCGCCCCACAGCAACCUUGUCGACGCAUUUCGUCAUGACUUGCAGCAUUGCUUUAUGAACACACCAGAUGGGAUUGAAGCGUGUGUGAACGCGUUGUUCCUUCACGUGUUUGGACAAAUCGACUGGACCCGGGUUGGCACGACCCAGGAAGCGACCGAGCGAUUCCAGCGCGCCAUUGCUGGACAGUACCCCCCGUCGAUGGUGCGGUUCUUCACCGGGCUGUGCUCGCGCGAAGUACUCGGGCUGUACUUUACGCAUGCCCUAUCGACCAAGGCCACCCACUUCCACGGACCGCUGGCCGUGUGUAGUCGCGGCGCCGAUCAAACGUACGCAGCACUCAAACGCGCGCUGCAAAAACGUGCCACGUACAUCCAAGAGUACCCGAGCAUUGUGCAGAUCUUGAACGGGUUUUGCAGUACGACUGCUGGCACGAACGAGCGAGACUUCACGACCAAGGAGCUGCGACCCUUGGCAGACGCGAGCUACCACAUGGACCAGUGUGCGCUGAUGGUGGACAUUCUGUGGGAGCGGCUUGGCGACGCGAACUUUUCCACGUUAUCUUGUGUGCUGCAAGUGCUCGUCUUCCUCGCGAUUUACGGGUGCGAAAUCGCCAUGGAGUACAUGCGGUUCAAGGAGUGCCAACGGGAUCACUGUCAAUUCCUUCAACAGCAUCCCGCGAAAUGCAUUGUGGACAAGGCGGCGUUGCUGCUGGAUUUUAUGGCCUCUCCGCACCGGUGGUUCACGAUGCGGGCGACGCGAAGCCAAGAGCUGUGGCUGUCCACGGUUGUCUUCCCUCGCUUGGACAUAUGGACGUUGUCAAAGCGAACGUCGGCUAUCCCGCCCUUUGCAACCCUGCACCACACCAUCGGCCGCUUCCAUCAACCCGUGCAUUCUGUGAAUCUGUUGGAUUUGGACUUUCAUGUCCCAGCCUCCCCUGGGCUUACGUCCAAGUCGACCCACGAGCUUCAUGGCGAUCCAUUCGACGCCAACGCGUCGUUUCCCACGCAUUGGGGCUAGCUGCUCGCGAGUGCAGCCACGUCACACCAUGUGAGUUGUGUUGGUAUCCUCUAUUUAGUGCCCCUGGUCACAUCUAUCGUGGCGACGAAUUACACUAUUUGAAUGAUGAGCGCGGAUUUGAAAAUAUAGUCCCAACACCCAUGGGCAAGGGCAUUCGCUCAUGGUAACAAUGGAACUACUUCAGGUACA